Molecule: messenger RNA, 1287 nt
Organism: Caenorhabditis elegans
Lineage: Eukaryota; Metazoa; Nematoda; Chromadorea; Rhabditida; Rhabditidae
Gene: srg-53
Product: Serpentine receptor class gamma-53
Exons: 4
Coding region: 281-1168 (295 amino acids)
Biological process (GO): sensory perception of chemical stimulus
Cellular component (GO): membrane
Molecular function (GO): transmembrane signaling receptor activity
Source: RefSeq, marked reviewed
UUUUCAAACUCCCACAGAAAUUUUUAUUUUAAAUCUUAUUUUCAAUAGUAUUUGGUCCCUGUGGACUCCACCUUUCAAAGAUCUGCAAAAAAUCGAAACAUCAUGUGCUUUUGCUCGCAUACAAAUAAUCGCAGUAUUUCCAAUAUUAGUUCUCAUAUACAUAGACGGAGUUUAAUCUUUUGGUAAAAAACUUUCCCAUUACUACUUCUUGGACCCAAUCAGGAGAGUAUUUUAUUUCCCACCAACACCUACUUUUACUUAAGCGUCGCUGUGGUUACGCAUGUUGCCGCUGACUAAAAUUUGGCUCUGCUAUGGGAUUUUUUCGGCGAUUCUCAUGAUUUUCAUGAUAGUUUUGCUCUCAGUGAGCAAACAUUUUACAAAUUCAUUUUAUCGAGUUAUAACAAUGGAUAUAAUUUUGAAUCUUCUUUGUUGGGUGAACACUUGGCCUAGUCGGAUGGUUUUUAGAGAAGAUGGAUUUGGAUUUGCUCGUUUUCUUUACGAAUUCUAUAAUAAAAGUUUCGAUGUUAGUUUUUUCCUGUCAAAUGUGUUCUUCCACGUUCAAAGUGCUAGUACAAUUUGUAUAUGUUGUCAUCGAUUAUCAACUGCAAUAUUUGAUAAUUCAAAUAGAUUUUGGAGCAGAUUUUAUCUUUUGGUGUAUGCUCUAAUUAUUUUAUAUUCAUUUCUUGCCGUUCAGCUUUUGUAUCGAGCUCCGAUAAAGUUUGAUUAUGAAUUGAACAAGUUCUAUUCGGAACCUGCAACUCUGGACCAACGUCUUUCUGUUGCAAUGUAUCUUCGUUGUUUUAUGAGUGGAUACCUAUUGGCAAUUAUUAUAAUCGCCCUCUCAACACUGUAUCAAGUCAGAAAACGAAUUGCACCGUUCGAUCAUCUGCACAAGAAUCUUCUUCGCAAAAUGUCCCUGAUCGCAUUUUCCCAUACUUUUGUUUUUACAAUGUUACUGGCUUGGCAGACAUUAAACUCUUUCGUCGUUUAUGCAAGUUUUAUAGAACUUCUGAUGAUUGUAUCUGAUAUGAUAUCAUUUUCAAUGGCCUACAUCCUGUUAAUAUUCGAUGGAAACGUGCGAUCUGUUAUUAAGAAUAAUCUUCCUGUUAUACAAAUCAAUGGACGUAGAAUUUCGGACGCGCAAAGGUCUCAGAACAACAUUACGUAGCUGAUUGUUGAAAAACGUUAGUUAUAAAUAAUAUGAUUCAAAUUGUAUGAAUAGAUUUGUGAUUUUAAAAUUUUGAAAUUGUUUGUAGCUUUUUUAAAAAUAAAUAUCAACUGUUUUGA